This is a messenger RNA of Rubroshorea leprosula, 793 nucleotides long. NCBI's taxonomy places the organism in Eukaryota, Viridiplantae, Streptophyta, Magnoliopsida, Malvales, Dipterocarpaceae. The record is from the annotation of a GenBank genome assembly.
CAUUGACGAAUCACCGGCCCCACCACAUUUUUGUCAAACAUUCAAAGUCCCCUCCCAAAUACGUCUAACAUUCAUCACCCUCAAUGCACCGUCGAAACCAGAACCCGACAAUCGGCUUACACGUGUCCACCGACCGAUAUUAUCGGAAGAUUGACGGUUGUGAUCUGGUGGCGCGUGGCGACUUGGCUACCAACCCGUUACAGCGUCCUCUCACCCGUGAUGACUCGUACUUGACCCGACAAGUACACGUGGAGACAGGCGAUUGGUGGUGGCUUGUUAAAAAAACAUGCAAAGUGCGUGACGUGGGUCCGAUUUCAUUGUCGGAAGAGGCGGCAAAAUUCCUUUUGGAAUCUGUUCAUCCUUUACUAGCUGGGCCCCCGAAGGGCAAUCACCAUCUACCGCUUAGAUAAUAAGGACAAUUAGUCCACCCAAUAAAAAUAAGUAAAUAAACAAACAAGAGAAAAUACUCUUCAAGCCAUAGGUUCCUUACAUAUCACAAAUUCAAGCGGAGAAGAGAAUACCUCAAUCCAACACCAAACUAGGGGCUUAGCCUGUUGUGCCCCCCCUCCAACUAGUCUUCAUUGAGGGUUUUAGUCCCGAAACAUACAAUAUCUAUCAUUUAGCUCCUAAACUACACGUCACUUGAACAAUUGGCCCAAAAUUGACGACAGUUGCCAUCCAGUCACAUUCAUCCCGUUUAACCCACACAUACUCAACGUCAUGUCAUCCCCACAUUGGAGGAAGAUUUGUCCAAACUAGACCAAUGGAGGUGCAAUAUAAUUGAUUAUAAUGG